Ipomoea nil (Japanese morning glory) is the source of this 3768-nucleotide messenger RNA. RefSeq lists its product as uncharacterized. Gene Ontology annotation, molecular function: nucleic acid binding; RNA-DNA hybrid ribonuclease activity. Bases 1 to 3768 code for a protein of 1255 amino acids. NCBI's taxonomy places the organism in Eukaryota, Viridiplantae, Streptophyta, Magnoliopsida, Solanales, Convolvulaceae. The record is from RefSeq and is a predicted model, not a curated record. The transcript is spliced from 4 exons.
AUGGGGCAUACGGACAAGUUCUGCUUAGCGGCUCGUCGGUCUUUAUUAACACCGGAGCAGUUUCCGUUUGGUCCAAGUCUGAGAGCGGGGGGUAAUAGUCCGGUAAAGGUGUUGGGCGAGAAGUGGUUUAAGUUGGGGCAAGAGAGGAGGAGGGAGAUUGGGUUUGGAGAAAGUGGUUCCGGGCAGCGUGGUAUGGCAGUGGGUGGUCAGGCAGUGGUUGCGGCUGGGGGUAGGGCAGUGGGGAUGGGUGUUGGCGGGCAGAAUGUUUCGGGUGAGGGUGGUGGAGGGCCGCCGGGGUUGGUGAGGGAGGAGGGGGUUGAGGGGGAGGAUGUGGGGGUAAGAGUGGAUCCUAAAAGACGGAGGACGGAGGGUGGAUUGGAGGGGGAUUUCAAUGACAUUCUUAUGCAGUCUGAGAAGAGGGGUAGGUUGCCGCAUCCUAAUGGUUUGUUGGAGGGGUUUGGGGAUGCACUGGAUGAUUGUGGGCUAAUAACUUUACCUAUGGUGGGAUAUCCAUUUACUUGGGAACGCUUCAAGGGGACAGUGGAUUGGGUGGAGGAAAGGGCGGUGGUGGAAGAUGAGUGGUCUGUUUCGGCCGAGAUGGGCCUCCAGGCUAGGCUUAAGUCGUGUGGCCGGGGGUUACGGAGAUGGGGGGGAGAGCGUCAUCAUAGGUUUGGGAAGCGGAUUGAGGAGAUAAGGAGGGAGAUGGGCACUUUACGGGGCAAGUUUGAUUCAGGCUCCUUGGCAUGUUUUAGGCUCUUGGAUGGCACUCUGAGCUCUGUUCUGGCUCAGGAGGAGGCUUUCUGGAAACAACGGGCUAAGCAGCACUGGUUACAGGGGGCUGAUUUGAACACAAAGUUUUUUCAUAAGUAUGCCUCACAUAGAAGGAAGAAGAACGACAUUGUGAAGCUGAAAGAUGAGGGGGGUGCCAGGCAUGAGGGUGGAAGUCUAGGGCCUUUUAAUCUUGACACAUUACAUGCCCGUGUUACACCGCAACAGAAUGAUGAUCUAUUACGUCCUUUUCAGCCGGAGGAGGUGCGAGCCGCUUUAUUUGCUAUGGGGAAGGACAAAUCACCGGGACCGGAUGGAAUGAAUCCGGGUUUCUAUCAAUCCUUCUGGAAUGUUGUUGGUAAGGAUGUCACUGACUUUGUUAUUGAUUGUCUGUCUCGUGCUUCUUUUCCCCUUGCUUUGAAUGAUGCCAAUAUUGUAUUGAUUCCAAAGAAGUGUAAUCCGGAGUCAGUGUCUGACCUUAGGCCUAUUGCGUUAUGUAAUGUUUUAUAUAAGAUAAUGGCCAAGAUGUUAGCUAACCAAAUGAAGCCGCUUCUUGAGGGUUUAAUUUCUGACUCACAUAGUGCCUUUCUCCCGGGUAGGCUAAUUUCGGACAAUAUUCUUAUUGCUUCCGAGGUUGGUCACUAUCUGAGAAGGAAGCAGUUGGGACAGGUCGGAUGGGCAGCCCUUAAGCUGGACAUGGCUAAGGCGUAUGACAGGAUGGAGUGGCCUUUUGUUUGGCAGAUGCUACUCGGGUUAGGUUUUGAUGAGAGGUGGGUGCAGUUGAUCAUGUUAUGUGUCCAGACAGUACGAUAUAGAGUCCUGGUGAAUGGUUCCCCAACUGAUGAGAUUUUACCUACGAGGGGUCUAAGGCAGGGUGACCCCCUUUCUCCUUAUCUUUUUAUUAUAUGUGCGGAGGGUUUAUCUUUGCUGUUACAGGAUUCUCAGGCUAAAGGCCUUAUUCAUGGCUGUAGGGUGGCCCGGGGGGCUCCUCCAAUAUCACACUUGUUCUUUGCAGAUUAUAGCCUCCUGUUCUUUAAGGCCAAUCUGAAGGAAUCCUUGGAGGUGAAGAGAUGUCUUGGUUAUUAUGAGGCUUACUCUGGGCAGGCGGUUAAUUUCAAUAAGUCAAGUGUCUCUUUCAGCCGUAACACUAGCGGAGAUGUCAGGGACCUUGUUGCUGAGACUUUGGGAGUAAGCCAUGCUGAGGAUUUUGGUAAGUAUCUGGGUCUGCCUUCGGUUAUUGGAAGAAAUAGGAAGGUGGUUUUUGCUUAUAUAGAACAAAAGUUGAAACAAAGGUUUGGUUCUUGGAACAAGCGUUUGUUAUCCAGGGCUGGUAAGGAGGUCUUAUUGAAGAGUGUAGCGCAGGCCAUGCCUACUUACACCAUGAGUAUCUUUUUGUUACCUCUAACUUUAUGUUCUUCUCUCGAAAGGUUAAUGAACAGAUACUGGUGGGGCCGAAAUGACAGGGAGGAUGGUAUCCAUUGGUAUGCCUGGGACAGAAUGUGUAAGCCUAAGCGGUAUGGUGGCAUGGGGUUUAAACGUUUGCAUCAGUUUAACUUGGCAUUGCUAGGUAAGCAGGGGUGGCGGAUGCUGACAUGCCCAGACUCUCUUGUAGCCCGGGUCUUUAAGGCAAGGUAUUAUCCUACUACUUCUUUCUUUGAUGCUGUGAUAGGGGGCAAUCCAAGUUAUGUCUGGCGGAGUAUAAUGGCUAGUCAGGAGCUGGUGAAAUCGGGGUGUAAGCGGCGUAUCGGUAAUGGCAGAUCCACGCAGGUCUGGUCCCAUCCUUGGCUGCCAGGUACUCAGGGGACUCUUGUACCCGCAAGCCAGUCUGGUAUAAGCCACAAUAUGUUGGUCUCGGAUCUUAUUGAUGUUGAUUUGUGCUCAUGGAAUAUUCCUUAUGUUCAACAAUUGUUUGAUCCGCAUGUUGCGUCUCAGAUAGUGCAGUUGCCAGUUAAUUUAUUGCAUGAUGAUGUGUGGUACUGGGAAGGAGAUUUACGGGGCUGCUAUUCGGUAAAGGAGGGUUAUAAGCGGCUUGGGGAAACCCAUGUACACGGCUCGGUGGUUUGGAAUGGAAUUUGGAGGCUAAACAUACCUCCUAAAUGGAAAAAUCUUAUGUGGAGAGCUCUUUCUAAUAUUUUGCCCACGCUUGAUAAUUUAAUUAAGAGACGAGUGGAUUUAAUGAAUAUUUGCCCUGCUUGUGGUUUGUUCGAAGAGAGUAUUAUGCAUAUUUUCUGUACCUGUGAAUAUGCUUCUCGUGUUUGGAUUGCUUCUCAGCUCCCGAAACCCCAGAUUAAUGGUUCUGAUUUUAUGCAUUGGGCAGAGUUAUGGCUGGGUGGUGCGGCUGGUUAUUCACGUGAAACACAGGGGAUGAUAUGCGGUCUCAUUCAUGAGUUGUGGAUGGCUAGGAACUCAGCUGUGUGGGAGGCGAAGUUACCUUCCCCUCAGGUGCUGUGCCGGGUCUUUGCAGCGAGAUGGGCUGCGUGGAGUGACUGUGUGGCGGAUAGUCUAACGCGGCAGCCAAGGCAAUUGCAGACACCUUCGGCUCAGGGAAUUACAUGCUGUGUGGAUGCUGGAUUUCACGGUCCUGGACAUGCCGCUGCUUUUGGCUUCAUUGUGAGGGAGAAUGGUGUUUUUGUAGCUGCGAUGAAUGGUCCGAUGGUGUGCCCUUACAACCCCCUUAUGGCAGAAACGAUGGCGGUGUGCGAAGCCCUAUCAUGGCUAAAGGAUAAUGGCUAUUCGAUGGUUAAAGUUUACAGCGACUCUUCAGUUCUUGUUUCAUGUCUAAGUAGAAGUAGCUCAUUUCGUUCCUAUGUUGGUUUUAGUUUGCUUUCAUGUUUUCGUUUACUUUCUUCUAUGCCUGGUUCUCAGAUUAGUUUUAUUUCUAGGGUCGCGAAUCAAGCGGCUCAUUCUUUAGCUAAGCAUGUAAGUGCUAGUUUGUCACGAUCCACGUGGAGGGAUGUUCCACCUCCAUUUAUUUUGCCUGAUAUGGCUAAUGAAAUAUAG